UUUUUGGGGUUUUGGUGAACUGUCAAUGUCAAUAUAAAUUUUCCAACCAAAACAAAGCACAAAAUAAUCCAAAUUUCCUUGAGAAGUUCCGGCUAAAUGAGUUCGGGAUUUAUAUCUGAGGCUGAAUUGGCGGAGGCGAAGAAGAAGCGCCAGGAAGAGUGGGAAAAAGUGCGAAAGCCCGAUGAUCCUGAAGAGAAGCCAGAGGAGCCCUACGAUGGCCGGUCGCUGUAUGAGAGGCUGAAGGAGCAGAAGGACAAGAAGGACUUGGAAUUUGAGGAAUCACGGAAGCUGAAGAAUCUCAUCCGUGGCCUGGAUGACGAUGAGAUAGACUUCCUGGACAUGGUGGAUCAGUCGAAGAUGAAUGCAGAGAAGGCAAAGCACUUGCAGGACCUCAAGGAGCUGCAGGAGUUCCGGGAGAGACAGAACACCAUCGAUGAGAGCCAAAUUGAUCGAAAGCGGAAGAUUGAACUGGAGAAGCCGAAGAUCAGCAAGAACCUGUCCAGCAGCCACACAUCCCAGAAAUCCAUUCUGAAAGGUGUCAUUGUGAGGAAGCGCGAAGCCGAGGGAUCGUCGAGAGAUGAGCCAGCCGAGAAGAAAGGUCUCGUUUGUCUGGGCGUUCUUCCUGGGAUUGGCAAGUAUGACUCCAGCGAUGAAUCCGACAGUUCCUACACGGACAUCGAGGAGAUGACGACCCCGUGCUGUCUGGACCUCGUGGGCAGGAAGAUCCUGAAGAAGAGCGCUGAAGAGUGCAAGUAGUCAAUAAAUCACAAUUUUUUCU
Messenger RNA from Phlebotomus argentipes, 778 nucleotides. Its product is annotated as PSME3-interacting protein. Gene Ontology annotation, cellular component: nucleus. The record is from RefSeq and is a predicted model, not a curated record. Lineage: Eukaryota; Metazoa; Arthropoda; Insecta; Diptera; Psychodidae. The coding region runs from base 97 to 756 and encodes 219 amino acids. The transcript is spliced from 4 exons.